Messenger RNA from Knipowitschia caucasica, 297 nucleotides. The record is from the annotation of a GenBank genome assembly. Lineage: Eukaryota; Metazoa; Chordata; Actinopteri; Gobiiformes; Gobiidae.
AUGAUGAUGAAGAAGAAGAAGAAGGAGAACGAGAACGAGAACGAGAACGAGAAGAUGAAGAUGAAGAUGAAGAUGAAGAAGAAGAAGAAGAAGAAGGAGAAGGAGAAGAAAAACAACAAUAACAGUAGAAGAAGUGUUGUCACCAUCUGGACCGACAGAACCCAGGCCCGGGCUUGUCCUGGUCGAGCCCAGUCUUGUCCGUCCACUCGUGUGGACCAGGUGUUAGGCCUGUCUGGGUCUGUCCGGUCUCCACAUGGAUCCGCUGCUGGGAGAGAAAAACCCGUGACGUCAGCCUGA